CAGGGAACGAGAAGCCUGGCCUGGUCUGCUCUUCAUUCUCAGAGAAUACUUUCGCCGGCGACCGCGGUUGCUUUUGAAUUCAUCGCAAAAGCGAGAGACAGAGGGAGCGACGGGAACAGAUCGAUCUCGUGCCGGAAGAUCCGGCGGCGGAAACAACGGCGACGAGAGAACUGCUCAGGGACAGGGGAGAGAGAGAGAAUGGAAUUGGAGUAAAUCGGUGCGGUAUCCCGCUAAACCGCGCAUUCGGGAAACCGUAUGUUGGCACGCGAUUGGUUAGGAGGCCGGCGAAGCGAGAGGCACAGGAAAUCGCAGAUCCCCCCGGCAAUCGAGCGAUGAGUAGUUACAAGACGCUUCUCCGGCCGAGGCUCGAGGAUUUGGUGUUCGACUCGCUGAGUCAAAUCGGCCAGGAAAGAAAUUCUAGCAAUGACGAUGCUCUUUCCGAUGCCGAUUCCGUUAUCCUGAACGGCCCGGACAUCUUCGACUGCGAGAAUCAGGUGCGUUUCGUCAUGGAUUUGAUUCAUCAGCGAGUGGAACAGUCUCAGGUAAUGGGCCUCGAUUCACAUUUGGUUUCCGAGGCCCUGAAUGAAUCCGCAUUUGGUGUUAUUGGCGAAGAAGACGAUCAUAAUGCCAUCAGGAGCUUAGAACUCGAUUUAGGGUUAGGGUUUGGUCUAGGCACGCGCGAUUAUUUUGGGGGGUUCCAGGAUGUAUACGCCAAUGAUGAUACCAGUAACAUUGAGUAUCAUUGCAAUACUGUUCUUGAUGAUAUUAUCGAAGACGACAUGUUCUUCAUCAACAGGAGGGUUUCUGGGCUUGAAUCUCGGGUUGUUGGGUUUCACUCGGAUUCAGAGUCGGAGGAGAAUGAGAACUCUCUGCUAGCUCUAGAUUUUGGUUCUCCUGACGAAUAUGGAUUGGAUGAUGAUGUGCAUGUGGAAAGCGGUCACUAUGAUUAUGGCAAUGGAGAAGGCGAUGUUUUUGGUGAUGAUGAUGCGAGCAUUACGAUUCCCUUGCGUUGGAACUCACUUUCCUUGGAGGAUCAAAGAGAUCACGAGAAUGGAGAUUUUGAGUGGGAGGAAGUUGAUGGCCAUGUGGAUGAAAGAGAGGUCCUAAGCAUGUUUCUGGAAGAGGAGGAGGAGGACGAUGAUGAUGAUGAGGCCUCUGUAUCAUUCUCAAUCUCUCCAACCAUUUCUCCCGGGGAUAUGGUUAGUGUGGACAGGGUGGUCGGUUCGGGGAAUCUCGAGUGGGAGGUCUUGCUGGAUGCCACUAACUUGGGACCACUUCCAGACCCAGAUCAAGCAGCUCGAUACUUUGGUGGUGGCGGUGGUCAUGGUCACGACGACGACUAUAUCUACACAGCAGACUACGAGACGGUGUUUGGGCAGUUUGCUGAGAUGGACACCGUGCUUACGACAGGUCAGCCCCCUGCUUCGAGAUUGGUGGUCGAGAGGCUUCCCUCGGUGGUGGUGACCAAAGAAGAUGCUGGGAGUGAUAACUCGACAUGUGCUGUCUGUAAGGACGACAUGAGUGCUGGGGAGAAAGCGAAGCUGCUGCCUUGCUCGCACUGGUAUCAUGAGGACUGCAUUGUGCCUUGGCUUAAUAUCAGGAACACUUGCCCAGUUUGUAGGCAUGAAUUGCCUACUGACGAUCCCAAUUACGAGCGGAGGAAGAUGGUGGAAAGAUCGACUUCUGCUGCUGCUAGCCUUCAUCACCAUGUGAUCACGAUGUGAAGGGUAAUGGUUAACCUCGUCGUUGUUUGCUGCCAUGGAAGUCUCGUUCCAACGUUUUGGGCAGAGGGUGUUAGUUUUUGGAAUGUGUAUCCGUGUCAGAUAAGGAGUUACUGGCUUGCUUUUGUGACGAUUGCAGUAGUAGUAGUAGAAGAAUGCGUUUACUCUAUUGUACUCUCUGAAGGCCUUUUUGUUUCUGUUUUUCGUUCUUGUUCGUGGAAUAAUGUGAGAAAUGGUUUGUUGUUCUUGAAAAGUUAUUAGCUUACGAUCAUUGAACAACUCAAUUGUAAGCACAAGAAAAAGUUGUGAAACGUGAAAUUGUUGAAGUUAUAUCGAGGUUGAAUUUGUGAUUUUUGUAAAACGUCCAUUGUCAUCCUUGUAGCUUUCGAAUUCUUGUAGCCUUCGAAUUUUCAAUAUGAUAGAUGACUUUGUCAUGUCCCGAUCUCAUUCUCAGCAUAUCCAAGGUUUUGACGGAUGAUUCAAAUGCAAGUUUCACUUUCACGCAUGAAGAUCUUGUAUGUUCAAUUUUUUUUUUUUUUUUUUUUUUUUUUAGAAACAGAACUAAGUGAAGUAAGAUUUGUAAAAAGAACUAAGUGAAGUAAGAUUUGUAACAAGUAAACGAGUUAAACACCUCACUUGUGAAACACACGUUUCGUGUGAUCUCGUACCAUACAUAACCUGUUUUUUCAUCCGUUUGUGAGUUGUUUGAUGUCACUCGAGUUCUACACUCUACAUGUUAUUCGUAUUUUGUAAAGUCUAAAACAUUAUAUGAUUUGAUCAGACGAGUUCGAUUUAAAAGCAUAAAGUCUCUGUUAAUUUCACCGAAUUCAUACAAGAUAUUGAUUUCCAAUCUUCGUCUGAUUAUCUUCAAGACACAUAAUGUAAUAUUGUAAUAUGUAUGUAUAUGAUGAUGAAUAAAGAAGAGGAGGGUAUGCCCUGGUACUGGCGCCAAAUUCCCACAUCGGUGGAGAAUGGGAAUACAAAGUUGGAUAUUAACCCUAUUUCUCAAUUCAUCGAGUGCCGGGUUGCUUAACGAAAACCUGUGACCCAAGUGGGGGCAUUAAGAUGGUGUGAAGGAAGUUGGGCCGGGCCAGUUCUGCCUUAACCUUUGGGCUAUGAUGGGCCAGCCUAGUACUUCUUGUGGUGUCGUUUCGCCGACGAUUCGGUGAAAGUGUGCCGUAACGCUGGGAGAGGAAAUUUGGGCCGUCAAUGGACGGGCCCUACUGAAUCGGCCGUUCGUGAAGUUUCGUGAACGGUUCAGCUGAAUACCCCCGAGUCCAGGGCUCGGGGAUGAAACAAGCCCACUCCGAAAUGGAGAUGGGUUGGUGGGGCCCAAAAGAGGGUUCUCGCCGAUAGCCCUCCCAGAAGCUGGAUACUGGCACCUACUGCUGACUUGUCAGAGCAGCAAUUGGUGACAUCUCGAAGAAGUUGCGGAAGCCCAGCUUAGUCCCAGUGGAAAAGGUAGAAAGCCCAUGUGCGCACAGGCCCAAUUUCCAACCCCCAUCUUUUUUUCUGUUUGUGCGGGCCUUUAUCCCUUAGGCCCAAGAGGCCCAUGUCAACUGUGAAACCGUGUUGCUUGCUUCCAAAUGGACGCUUUGUUCUUAAUUAAUCUACAAAUCUCGUUAAUUAAUCAAUUAAUUAAUUGAUUAUCAUUAGUUUGAUUUCCUGACUCACGCGAAUUUCACGACUGGUUCCGUGAGCCAGCUAAGCAAGCAAGCCGACCCCACCCCACGCGCCUUCUCCCCCUCAUUUUGUGUAAUUCAAGCUUUAAGCAAUCCACUAAUCCCUCUUUAAUUAAUUACCUUCCCCAAUACGCUCCCUCCUGAUAAAAAUCCCUAAUUCUA
Linum trigynum is the source of this 3565-nucleotide messenger RNA. The record is from the annotation of a GenBank genome assembly. NCBI's taxonomy places the organism in Eukaryota, Viridiplantae, Streptophyta, Magnoliopsida, Malpighiales, Linaceae.